AUGUCGCGCAACACCUGGAACCACGACCGCUACCUUACUAACAUCACUCUCUUCCACAACUACGUCAAGCCUGGCAUUCUCGACGAGCAGCAUGCACCAGCCAUCAUGGUCGAGCGACACCCAGCCAUGACUCUGAUGAAGGCUUCGAACCUUCGCGACAACUACAACUCCAGCCAUGCGAAGAGUAAGGCGCAGGCGUUGCGCGACCUCAGCCAGAACGAUGCUAGUGGCAAAGCGCAUCCAUACGCAGCUGAUGUGCUAGCUAUGAUUACUGCUGAAGCAGCGCGCAUCGAGUCGACUACCGCGUUCAAGAGGGCCACAGGCGCCGGGCAUUCGGAUGAGGAAGAAGAGCAGGCUCCCGUGGCGGGCGAGGGAGUGGACCAGUCUGCUGUUGCUGAGGGCCGUGGCUCGAGUGCUCUUGGCGCCGCUGAGGACGGUGAAGUACUCGGUCAGGACACCCCAGGCGCUCAUGGUCCAGAGCCCGCCGGCGAUGGCGGAGACGACCAAGACGGCGAAGCAUCAAACAAGCAGCAGGGCGCAGAAGGGGGCGGCCAACAUCCCGGAGACGAAGACAUCGACCAUUCCACCAAGCCUCGCCUUGACAUGAUCCACUUCAAGGACUGCCAAUAG
Messenger RNA from Fulvia fulva, 630 nucleotides. RefSeq lists its product as uncharacterized. The transcript has a single exon. Bases 1 to 630 code for a protein of 209 amino acids. The record is from RefSeq and is a predicted model, not a curated record. NCBI's taxonomy places the organism in Eukaryota, Fungi, Ascomycota, Dothideomycetes, Mycosphaerellales, Mycosphaerellaceae.